Messenger RNA from Zingiber officinale, 882 nucleotides. RefSeq names its product cytochrome P450 71A1-like. The coding region runs from base 1 to 882 and encodes 293 amino acids. The transcript is spliced from 3 exons. NCBI's taxonomy places the organism in Eukaryota, Viridiplantae, Streptophyta, Magnoliopsida, Zingiberales, Zingiberaceae. Gene Ontology annotation, molecular function: iron ion binding; oxidoreductase activity, acting on paired donors, with incorporation or reduction of molecular oxygen; heme binding. The record is from RefSeq and is a predicted model, not a curated record.
AUGGAGCUCAUGCUCGCUGCAAAAUCACGAUUAGGCGGCCGCGACUACAUUAACUUUUUGGAUGUUUUCGAAAGUUUCGCGUAUGGCCCGCUCAUGCACCUAAAACUCGGCCAGGUCUCCGCCAUCGUCGUCUCCUCCGCCACCCUCGCCAGUGAAGUCCUCAAGACCUUCGACAUCGCCUGCUGCUCCCGCCCCCACAAAGUUGCCACCUCCAAGCUCUCCUACGGCGGCUCUAAUAUCGCCUUCAUGCCCGACAGCGAGCGCUGGAGGCAGCUACGCAAGCUCUACACCGUCGAAUUCUUCAGCACCAGAAAGAUCAACUCUUUCACGUCCGUAAGGGAAGAUGAGAUCGCGAGGAUGGCGAGGCAUAUGCAUAUCUCUUCUUGGAUCUCGAGCUCCCUCGCCGUCAACGUGAGCGAGCUCGUCCUGUGCUUCUCCUGCAACACGACGUGCAGGACGGCCUUCGGUCGAGACAUCGCCGGCGACGACCUCAACGUUUACGACGUGCUCAGAGAAGCGCAGGAACUGGUGGCUAGCUUCUUCAUGGCAGACUACUUUCCCCUGCUCAGGUGGGUCGAUGUGGCAACGGGGAUGAAAUCUAGACUUCAGAAAUCGUUACUCGAGCUCGACGGCAUCUACCAGAAAUUCAUCGAUCGCCAUCUCGACACGAAGAGUCUAUCAGGAAGUGAAGAGAAUGAGGAUUUAUUGGAUGCAAUGGCGGAUCCAGACAAAAAAAAGGAAGAGAGUGCUCGAAGAAGGGAGCUGAAGCUUGUCUUCCUUUUCACUGCCCCUCGGACUGAUGGACAACUGACAGAGGAGAAUCUCAAAGCAGUUCUUGUGGUGACAAUUACUUUUCGUUUAGAUGUCGAAAAAAUUGUGUAA